Molecule: messenger RNA, 2123 nt
Organism: Cydia strobilella
Lineage: Eukaryota; Metazoa; Arthropoda; Insecta; Lepidoptera; Tortricidae
Gene: Usp30
Product: ubiquitin carboxyl-terminal hydrolase 30 homolog
Exons: 9
Coding region: 172-1695 (507 amino acids)
Biological process (GO): protein deubiquitination
Cellular component (GO): nucleus; cytosol
Molecular function (GO): cysteine-type deubiquitinase activity
Source: RefSeq, a predicted model, not a curated record
AAAAGUCAAAAAAUUAUGAAAGAAAAAAUAUAUUGAAAGGGCAAUUUGCGACGACAUUAUUUUCAAAAAUCAAGAAAGACGAAAAAGAAUUACACAAUAAUUUAUGCAACUUGAACGUGUAUUUAAAAUAAGCAUGUGAUUGUGUCCGCCUGCUAUCCGAAUAACGAGACAAUGGAUAGCGGGGACAAAAUUUUGGUGGCCGCGGGGCUGACCGCCGCGGUGGUGGUUGGUGCGUUCGUGCUGUGGGGCCCAGGGGGUGCUCCGAAGAUGCGGAAGCGGCGCGGGCAGAUAGCGGGGCUCCAGAACUUGGGCCGGACGUGCUUCUUGAACACGCUGCUGCAGGCGCUGGCGGCCUGUCCGCUGUUUAUCGACUGGCUGAAGAAGUACGCGAAGGCCGAUAGCCACAACAGCAUGAUUACUACGCUCUACACCGUCAUUGAAGUUGUGAAUGGCACUCACGAGGCGGCCCGCGGCACACCAGUAUGCCCCCUGGGCGUGCUCCAAGCCCUGAGGGCAGCAGGCUGGGUGGUGCCGGCCGACCAGCAGGAUGCACAUGAGUUGCUGCAUGUACUGCUCUCCUGCAUCGAGGAGGAGACCAUUGCCAUGUCCAAGAAGCCGGGCUGCCUUUCCGACGCGCUAGGGCUGGGCGGGGGUCGCGCCUGGUCCGCCUUAGCGUCUCCCGCGUCCCCGCCCGCCGCAGGCCUGGGGGGCGCCCGCGCGGACUCCACUCCCCCCACUCCCUGCACGAUGUCCACGAGGCCGCAGUCUGCAGCCGGGGACGAGCCGGCUCUAGCGGAUCCUGAGCCAGAGGAGGCGGGGCCGCCGCGGCGGCUGGGCAAGGGCGUGUCGCGCUCGUUCUGCCACCUGAGCUCGGCGGGGCGGCGCUGGGUGCCCGCCGCGCCGGCGCGCGCGCAGCCCGCGCCGCCCUUCCGCGGCUCGCUCGCCUCCCGCCUGCAGUGCACCGUGUGCGGCACCAAGAGUCCGAUCCGGUACGACAAAUUUGACAGCAUCUCGCUAUCAAUGGCGAACGCAGCUAUCGGUAACACAGGCACCUACAGUCUAGCCGGGCUACUCCGUGCGUUUACGGCUCCGGAGAUGGUAAAAGGUGUCCGCUGUAACAAAUGCUCUCCCGACACGCCGCUUAACACACAACAUAUCCGUACCGUCAACUUUGGAAAGUUACCAGCCUGCCUCUGUCUACACAUCGGGCGGGUGGAGUGGGCGGGCGGCGCGCUCAGCAAGCGCACGGAGCCCGUGGCCUUCCCCGAGACCGUGGCCAUGGCGCCCUACACGCAGGCGCCGCCGCCCGCGACGGACCUAGUGUCCCUGAUGAGCGGGGGGCGGGUCCGCGCGGCGGCGGCGCAGUCCGAGCAGAGCGAGGGCUCCUCGCGCGCGCUGUACCGCCUGGCGGCCGUCGUGGUGCACGUGGGCGGGCCCCGCUCCGGACACUUCGCCACCUACCGCCGGGGGAACGGGUUCGAAGCCCGCAGAUGGUGGUACACCUCCGACACCCUCGUGCACGAGGUGUCCCUCACGGAGGUCCUGCGCUGCACGGCCUACAUGUUGUUCUACGAACGAGCCCCCACACACACCACGCACACACAGCACACACACGGCGCGCACACGCACGCGCCGAGCACACCAGCGCACACCGCGCAACCAGCGUCGCUUGAUGCGAAUACGCAUCAUAUAUGAUUUGAUGCGAGAUCCUUGUUUGCGCUUCCUAGGUAUUUGUCUGAUCGUUUGAAUUGUAGGCCGCUCGGUCCGUAUUGAGUCAGUUUUUGUUUUUAAUGUGGCGUUAUCAAUGUAAAUGAACCUCUUAGAUGGCUCUUAAUUAAAACCUCGUUGAUAAUGACUUAUCGUCGUUAAGGUCCCUUUAACCACACAGUCCAACACAUAAUAACAUUGCAAAUGAUAGAAAUUUGCCCUGAAAAAAAAUGUUAUAUCCCUGACAAAGUAAUAAAAUUUGUAAAAGAUGUGUAAAAACGCAAAGUCAAAGUCGAAAUAUUCUUUAUUCAAAUAGGCCUAGCAACAAGCACUUUCAAAUUGUCAAGAUUUACAAAUAUUACCUUAAUCUAAAUAUCAGAGCAAUUUAUUGAUGCAGUUAUUAUUAUUCUUAAAAA